CUUCUUCGAACACUCUAGUGCUUCUUCCUCUGCAACAACACCACCACAACCCACACACCCCCCCCUCCAUACGAUAUCAUGGGAUCCGCGGGAGAGAGCGGAUGGGUCGUCUCGCUCUCCUUGGCCGCCAAGGCUGGCGAGUUGUCCGCCGACCCUUCUCGCCUGCUCGCUCUCGCUGUCGUCGUCGCAGUUUGCUGGCUCACCACUCUCCUGUUCCACUGGGCCUUCCCCGGCGGCCCCGCCUGGGGAAGGUACUGGUGGAGCAGGCGCCGGCCAUGGGGCAUCGGAGGUGUCAUCCCGGGGCCCCGGGGACUCCCCGUGGUCGGAAGCAUGGGCCUCAUGUCCGGUCUCGCCCACCGGAAGCUCGCCGCCGCCGCGGACGCCAUCCCCGGCGCCCGGCGGCUCAUGGCGCUCAGCCUGGGCGACACCCGGGUGGUCAUCACCUGCGACCCGGUCGUGGCCAGGGACAUCCUGAACUGCUCCGAGUUCGCCGACCGGCCGGCCAAGGAGUCGGCCUACGGGCUCAUGUUCCACCGCGCCAUCGGCUUCGCCCCCUACGGCGCCUACUGGCGCACCCUGCGGAGGACCGCGGCCACCCAUCUCUUCUCCCCCAAGCAGAUAUCCGCCUUCGGCCUCCACCGCGCUGAGAUCGCCGCGCAGAUGGUGCGCGCCCUCAACGGCCUCCCGUCCCAGCCCGUUCAAGUCCGCAAGAUCGUGAAGCGAGCGUCCCUGAACCACGUCAUGUGGUUCGUCUUCGGAAAGAAGUACGGCCUCGAGCAAGAAACCGAGGAGUCGAAGGAGCUAAGGAGCUUGGUAGAAGAAGGCUACGAGCUCCUGGGGAAGCUCAACUGGUCGGACCACCUGCCGGUUCUCGCGGGGUUGGACCUGCAGCGAGUGCGGUCGGGCUGCAACGGCAUCGUCCGCCGCGUCGAGCGGUUCGUGACGCGCAUCAUCGAAGAGCACCUAGUCGGACAUGGGCGCGCCGCGGAGGCUGCCACGGGAGACUUCGUCGACGUUCUGCUGUCUCUGCAGGGUUCCGAUAGACUAUCCGACGCCGACAUGGUCGCUGUUCUCUGGGAGAUGAUAUUUCGGGGUACGGACACCGUGGCGGUGCUGAUAGAGUGGGUGCUGGCGAGACUGGUGAUGCACGGGGAAGUGCAGGCGAGACUGCAAGCGGAGUUGGACGCGGUGGUGGGAAGGAACGGGACGGUGACGGGACCCGAGGCGAUCCCAGCGCUGCCGUACCUGCAGGCGGUGAUCAAAGAGACGCUGAGGAUGCACCCGCCGGGCCCGCUUCUAUCGUGGGCUCGCCUGGCCACGUCGGAUGCGAUCGUGAGCGGGGGCCACUCCGUGCCGGCGGGGACCACGGCGAUGGUGAACAUGUGGGCCAUCGCCCGCGACCCGGCGGUGUGGCCCGACCCGCUCCGGUUCGAUCCGGACCGGUUCAUCGGACCUGGUGGGCACGCCGCUGAGUUCCCGGUAAUGGGCUCCGACCUGCGGCUGGCGCCGUUCGGGUCCGGGCGGCGGAGCUGCCCCGGGAAGGGGCUGGCCAUGGCGACGGUCGAGCUGUGGGUGGCGGCGCUGGCGCACGAGUUCGAGUGGAGGGCUCCGUCCGACGACGCGGCGGAGGGCGGUGACGUCGACCUCUCCGAGGUGCUGCGACUCUCCUGCGAGAUGGCGGCGCCGCUGACCGUGAGGCUCCGUCGGCGUCGCCGGGGGCUGGCUUGAUGAGUGAAGGUAGUGGUCACUUGGAAUGUACACAGUAGAGCGAAUACAGUGGCUUGAGAAAGAGUGGCUUUCCCUUGUUAUAUGCCGUUUGUUCUCUCUCCCCCCUCUCGCUUCUGUUUCCUCUGUUUCUUUCUUGAGGUUUGUGUAGGCUUUGAAUCCGUACUGUAUAUGAAAAUGAAAAUUAUAUGUAACGUAAAAAUGCAAUGAAGUCUGAGUCAGGUUGUUCUCA
Molecule: messenger RNA, 1957 nt
Organism: Musa acuminata AAA Group (dessert banana)
Lineage: Eukaryota; Viridiplantae; Streptophyta; Magnoliopsida; Zingiberales; Musaceae
Product: cytochrome P450 78A9-like
Exons: 2
Coding region: 79-1728 (549 amino acids)
Molecular function (GO): monooxygenase activity; iron ion binding; heme binding
Source: RefSeq, a predicted model, not a curated record